Molecule: messenger RNA, 512 nt
Organism: Sinocyclocheilus grahami
Lineage: Eukaryota; Metazoa; Chordata; Actinopteri; Cypriniformes; Cyprinidae
Product: rho GTPase-activating protein 26-like
Exons: 4
Cellular component (GO): cytoplasm
Molecular function (GO): protein binding; GTPase activator activity
Source: RefSeq, a predicted model, not a curated record
GAAGCCAAAAAGAAAUAUGAUAAAGAGACGGAGAAGUACUGUACAGUGUUGGAGAAACACCUCAGUCUGUCUGCGAAGAAGAAGGAAGCACACCUUCAUGAAGCGGAUAACCAGGUGGACAUCGUGAGGCAUCACUUCUAUGAAGUCUCGCUGGAAUAUGUCUUCAAAGUGCAGGAAGUUCAGGAGAGGAAAAUGUUUGAGUUUGUGGAGCCGUUGCUGGCUUUUCUACAGGGUCUGUUUACAUAUUAUCAUCAUGGGUACGAACUGGCCAAAGACUUCAACCAUUUCAAGACAGACCUCACAAUCAGCAUUCAAAAUACGCGGAACCGGUUCGAGAGCACACGUUCAGAGGUGGAAUGUUUGAUGAAGAAGAUGAAGGAAAACCCACACGAACAUAAGAGCAUCAGUCCACACACAAUAGAAGGAUACCUGUUUGUGCAAGAGAAACGUGAGUUGAAAAGUUUGGAGCUUUUCAGAUUUCUAAGACACAACUGAUCACACUGACUUGUGGC